AUGGCGGAACGGGCCGCGAUGCGAACCCCUGAACCGCCCGACCGUGACGAACGCGGAGAUUCGCCACCGCGACUGGCGAGACCGAAACGCACCACUCGACCACCGAACAACUACGCUCGUGAGCAGGAAAUUGAUACUGAUCGGCGGAAGACGCGUUCCCAGCAAAAGGAGAGAAUUGAGCUAGGAGACCGGCGUGAUGAGGCAACUUCGGACGACGCUGCGACCGAGCGCGAAGAGCUCGACGUCGGCGGUUUGGUCAGAGAGAUCGCCAAACUCAGGCGAGAGAUCAGACUCCGUGACGAAAUACACAAGGAAGAAAUUCAGAGAACCAGAGAACAGUUCGGUGCCGCCCUCGCGGAGGUCCGACACGAGCUACAGGCCCUGACGAAUAGAAACACGACGCCGCAAUGCCACUCUGAGACGUGCUCUCAGAACAACCACGAUGCGAUCCUGCGCGAAAUCCAGUGCUUACGCGAGGAAAUCAGUGUACCCGUUGUUGCAAGCUCUCCUUCCUACGCAGAUGUCGCGCGCACUCCGCCGUCCAGUUACCCAAGCAACAUACGGACCCUUUCAACGCUGAACACGACGCCCACCACCUUUACGGACACGCUGUAUUGCACGAUAGACACCUCGAAGAUGGCAGACAAAGGGACAGGACUGACCUCCGCAGGAUCGGUCAGAGCAGUGGUUGAGGCAGAGAUGCGGUCAACAGAGGACCACGCGCACUGGCGCUGCCGCGCUGUUACCGUUGACCCGAAAAACGCCAACCGGAUCAGGAUCGCCUGCCGCGAUGAGGAUGAACAGCAGCUGGUCAAGAAGGUUGCAGAACAGAAAAUCGGGGAGGGAGCUCGGGUCCUCCGUGACGAGCUCUACCCGAUCAAAGUCGACAGCGUCAACAAGACUUCCGUGCUAGACGAGAACGGUGAGGUCCGAACCGACGCUGCAGCAGCGUUUAGUGAGGAGAAUGAGGCCACCGUAGCCAAGAUUUCAUGGCUGAGUAGAAAAGAGAGCGAGAAGGCCUACGGUUCAAUGGUGGUUUACCUGACCAAACGCAUCGACGCGCGAAGGCUCUUGGCCGACGGAUUUUUCCACGCGGGGGGAUAA
Messenger RNA from Penicillium soppii, 1104 nucleotides. RefSeq lists its product as uncharacterized. The record is from RefSeq and is a predicted model, not a curated record. The coding region runs from base 1 to 1104 and encodes 367 amino acids. The transcript has a single exon. NCBI's taxonomy places the organism in Eukaryota, Fungi, Ascomycota, Eurotiomycetes, Eurotiales, Aspergillaceae.